Molecule: messenger RNA, 2121 nt
Organism: Lytechinus variegatus (green sea urchin)
Lineage: Eukaryota; Metazoa; Echinodermata; Echinoidea; Temnopleuroida; Toxopneustidae
Product: deleted in malignant brain tumors 1 protein-like
Exons: 5
Coding region: 115-2121 (668 amino acids)
Cellular component (GO): membrane
Source: RefSeq, a predicted model, not a curated record
CUUGCCGGUGGGUCUAACGAUGCUGAAGGCAGAGUAGAGGUACUACAUGACGGAUCCUGGGGUACUAUCUGCGAUAAUUAUUGGGAUUUUAGUGACGCUGCGGUGGUUUGCAGGAUGCUUGGGUUUGAUGGAGCCUUGGAAGCACCGAGAUCUGCAAGGUUUGGUCAAGGAUCUGGUCGCGUUCUGUUAAUGCAUGUCAACUGUGAAGGAACUGAAAACAACCUAGCAGACUGUGCACAUGCUGGCAUCGCACGUUACCCAUGUAUGCAUUCGAGGGAUGCAGGAGCCGUGUGUCACUCAGGAGAACCAUUCAGCAUUCACCUAAUCAAUGGCGCCAACGAUUUUGAAGGCAGAGUGAAGAUAUUGUACGAAGGAGGCAUGGGAACUAUAUGUGAUGAUGACUGGGAUAUUCGAGACGCAAGAGUGGUUUGUAAUAUGCUUGGAUUCGACGGGGCAUUAGCCGCACCAGGUAGUGCAACCUUUGGGACCGGAAGUGGCGAAAUCUUACUUGAUGACGUUGAUUGCAAAGGGACAGAGAAUUCUCUUGCUGACUGCUUACAUCGAGGACUCGGAGUCAACAAUUGCAACCAUGACAGUGAUGCUGGUGUUGUCUGCUUUACAAGAGAUCAGUCAUCUCCCUUCCAAUUAAGGCUGACCGGUGGAGGAAGUAAUGUCGAAGGCACAGUAAACGUUAUGCAUAAUGGAUCCUGGGGAACUGUAUGCGACUUAAAUUGGGAUCUGCGUGACGCCCGGGUGGUUUGUAGGAUGCUUGGGUUUGAUGGAGCCUUGGAGGCACCGAUUGCUGCUCGGUUUGGUCGGGGAUCUGGCAGAGUUCUUCUUAACUGGGUAGAAUGCGAUGGAUCAGAAGACAAUCUUGCAGACUGCAUACACCCAGGAGUUGGAGAUUAUACUUACUGUGGUCAUAAUAAAGAUGCAGGAGUCAUGUGCUUCAUUGAAGUUCGACUUGCAGAUGGAGCCAGUGAAAAUGAAGGAAGGGUAGAGAUUCUGCACGAAGGAUCUUGGGGAACUGUAUGCGAUGAUUUAUGGGAUCUGGAUGAUGCUACCGUGGUAUGCAGACACCUAGGAUUUGAGGGAGCUCUGGCUGCUUUACCCCAGGCUCACUUUGGUGUGGGUUCUGGUGAAUUCUUUUUGGAUGGUGUUCAGUGCAAUGGAUCAGAAGCCAACCUCAAGGACUGUAAUCACAGCGGAAUAGGUGUACAUGAUUGUGCACAUAAAGAGGAUGCCAGCGUCAUAUGCAGAAAUACAGGCUUUACGACUUACUCAGACGAUAGUACAUCUGAUGAAAUGCAUUCAACAAACACAUUAUACUUGAAGUCUUCAACGUCUAUUGGAUACGAAACUACAGAUACUACUGGAAAUAAGAGCACCGAUUACAGCACACCUCGCCGCCCGUUACACAUUAAUAUUGGUCAAAAUUUGGAAACAAAUUCAGGUGCAGCCAUCGAACUUAGUCUUCACAUGAUAAUAGUCACCGGCAUUUGCACGCUAUUCCUUAGUAUAUUUUUGAUCUUAUCAAUCGUGUACUGUGUUUACAGAUUUAAUAAGAGAAUGGCUGCUAGGAAUUCAGACGAUAUUUAUAUGGAUGUCACAAAUCUCUCAUCACUUAAUGCCCUAUCUACCAGUUCGACUAAUCAAGACUUACACGCCCCACCUCAGUUACCCGAUAGACAAAAGACUGAUGUGAUUCGACAUGAGUAUGAAUCACAAAUAACCAUGGAUCUGGUUGGUAAUGCUGACAACUUAGAAACAAUUCAAAAUAUUCAUGAAUACACGGACAUGAAAACCAUUCGUCAAACACACCAACGAAACGAGUACAAAGACUUUGAUGGCUAUUGCAGGCCAGACACAGAUAUGCCUUCGAGAGAUGUAAAAUCAAUUGAGAAUUGCAGUAAAACUGAAAUGCUGAAACUGUCUGAUGACAAUGUUGGAAUCGAAUUUUCACCCAAGGGAAAAAACGAAAACUUGGCACAUGAUUAUAUGGAUAUGAAAACGAUUUACCAAAAACCGAAAUCCGGAGAGGAUCUCGAUCUCAAUGGCUACCUCCUCCCAGACGCAACAAAUUCACCGUUCACCGAAUCAUGGCAAUGCUGUAGAAUAUGA